AUGCAUAACAUCUUCCGGGUUCCCUUUCGUUCUGCCAGAUUGUGCAGUCGAUUCUUGAGACGAAAUGGUAUUCUGGCCGAGCUUAGUGCCAUUGCUCGAGAGCAGCAACUUCAACGAGGUUUGUCGACAAGUGCAAUAGUAGAAAAGGUCCAUAAACAGAAGCCAAAGAAAGGACAACAAGUAAGGUUUUGGAAUAUUCUUUCUUCAUUCUUUAGGUACGAUUUUAUACAUACUUCAGAAGCAUAGCGAAUACUUUUAGUCCGCACUCCCCCCAGUCAAUGAUCACCUUCCCUUCCAAUUCGACGAGUAUGAUUACGCUUUAUCCGAGAUGAAAUCUCUUGAAGGGCGGCUUGAGGAGGAACUUCAGCGUCAUUUUGGGACUAAAGUUGACCUACGACAGUAUGAGGAUAUUAAAGUUCACAUCUCCGGAACAGAUGAGGUUCAUCGUCUUGGCCAUCUCGCCCGAAUCUCAUUGAAGACCCCGCAGCUGAUAAUGAUCAACUUUACAGACAAGCCUACAGCCAUCAAGGAUGCUAAAGUAGCCUUGCAAAAAAGUGCGCUGAAUGUGAAUCCUCAACAUGAAGGUAGGUAGUCUAAUAUGAUUAAUAUUUUUGAAAUUUAGAUAUGUUAUGGUGAUGCUAAACGGAUGAUCUUUGCAGGUAUCAUGCUGUACAUCCCUGUGCCUCGUAUGACCCGCGAAAGGCGAGAACAACUUGCCAAGGAUGCCAGAACAGUCCUUUUAAACGAUUAUAAGAAGGCUCUGAAUGAUGUAAGUUGAUUUAUCCCUUACAGUUGUUCUUUCAAUGUUUAGGUGUAUUCCAAGAGCGACAAGAAGGCAUCAACUACCAAGGAAUUGGACAAGGCGAAAGCGAAACGCGCGGCUUUGUUGAACCUCAAACAUCAAUACGAGAAACGGGCGGCUGCUCUGAUCGAAGAGAAACAGAAACAGCUCCUCACCGAAGUGGCCUGA
Bursaphelenchus xylophilus (pine wood nematode) is the source of this 970-nucleotide messenger RNA. The record is from the annotation of a GenBank genome assembly. NCBI's taxonomy places the organism in Eukaryota, Metazoa, Nematoda, Chromadorea, Rhabditida, Aphelenchoididae.